This is a messenger RNA of Daldinia vernicosa, 1977 nucleotides long. Its product is annotated as polysaccharide lyase family 4 protein. Gene Ontology annotation, molecular function: catalytic activity; carbohydrate binding. Lineage: Eukaryota; Fungi; Ascomycota; Sordariomycetes; Xylariales; Hypoxylaceae. The coding region runs from base 1 to 1977 and encodes 658 amino acids. The transcript has 10 exons. Gene Ontology annotation, biological process: carbohydrate metabolic process. The record is from RefSeq and is a predicted model, not a curated record.
AUGUUGUUCGGGAUAGUAUCUCGGUGUGCUUACGCGGAAGUGGUAGCAACCGAGAAUGAAACCCAGCUCGUCAUCCAGAAUGACCGACUAUACACACGUGUCGACAAGGCCUCUGGUGCCAUGGACGCCGUCGUGUUGGAUGGUCAGAACCUCCUGGGCACUCGCUCAGGAUCUACCGGCAUAUUCAAUUUAGAUUGCUACUGUACCCCGAACGGCUUCUGGACACCCGGAUCAACGCAGCCCACAUAUGAGCUAUACUCCGGAACAGACUCGACGGGGACAAGCUUCGGCGGUAUCAAGAUGUCCGACACAUACACCCCUACCGGCCAAGUUCUCGAGCAAUACUGGUUCCUCAGAGACGGAGAGACAGGUCUACAUGUAUUUUCACGUAUUGCGUACUACAACAAGACCACUCCCUUUUUGCGCAACUUGCAAGAAUUUCGAACCUUGUUCCGUCCCAACUCGGAUAUAUGGACGCAUCUCGCGACUAACGGAGUACAGUAUGCGCCGCUUCCUGGUGAGGAAGCCAAGAAGAACCAGGUCGUCGUACAAGAUGCUACGUGGUACAUGGGUAACACGCCUAAUGACCCGUAUGUCCAGCAGGAGGCAGACUACUUCACUAAGUAUACCUUCCAGGAUACUUGGAGAAACCAUGAUGCUCAUGGGAUGUAUGCGGAUGGGUCCCAAAUUGCGGACAAUUCCACGUUUGGAGCUUGGAUGGUUAUGAACACGAGGGAAACCUACUUCGGAGGCCCUCUACACUCUGACUUGGUAGUCGACGGGAUUGUAUACGAUUAUAUGGUCUCGAACCAUCACGGAGACCAAACGCCAAACAUCACCAACGGGUUUGACCGAACGUUCGGCCCACAAUUCUUCUACUUCAAUCAUUUCCCUGCCGGGACCGACCUCCAGGUUCUCCGAGAGGAUGCCACGCAGUUCGCAGACCCAGAAUGGAACACCGAGUUCUACGAUUCCGUCGCGCAAUACGUGCCUAACUACGUCCCCAGCAAGCAGCGCGCGACUUGGGAACUGCAAGCAGAUCUGCCCAAGAACGCCGAAAACCCCAUCGCCGUACUAUCGCAAAACGGGGUCGACUUCCAGGAUAACGCCUUCGACGCCAAGGCUUACCAGUACUGGGCCGAGAUCGACGAGAGCGGUCGCGCCACUAUCCCCCGAGUAAAGGAGGACACGUAUCGGCUUACGAUCUAUGCCGACGGUAUAUUCGGGCAGUACGUCCGGGACGACGUAGAAGUGCGUGCCGGCAAAAUAGAGACAACUCGGGUUACGUGGGAGGAGGAAAGCGAGGGAGAGGAGAUAUUCCGUAUAGGCACGCCUGACAAGAGUAGCGGUGAAUACCGACACGGUUACGAGCGCGAUCCGACGCACCCGCUCCAUCCCGAGCAGUACAGGGUAUACUGGGGCGCGUACGACUUCGUCGAGGACUUCCCUUCGGGCGUCACGUUUAAGGUCGGCGAGGGCGACGUGGGCAAGGACUUGAACUACGUGCAUUGGAGCGUCUUCGGUGGCUAUGCCAACUACCUCCGCUCCGAGCCGUACGUCGGCGACGGAAACGUGAACAACUGGACCGUCGUGUUCGACCUGCAGCAGUCCCAGCUCGACCAGAAGCACCAGGCGACCUUCACCGUCCAGCUAGCUGGAGCCAAGACCGCCGCGGGCAACACGGAUGUCUUCAACGCUUCCGAGCCCCACGCCAACUUGGCGUAUUCCGUCAGCGUGAACGGGAGGGAUCUCGAGCCCUGGAUUAUCCCGUGGCAUCAGAGCAGCUCGUGCGCGGUGCGCUCCGCAGUAAUAUGCUAUAACGUCGCGAACAAGUUCGUCUUCGACCCGGUUCUGCUUAAGGAGGGCGAGAAUAGGAUCGUCCUGAGCUUGCCGUUCAACGCGACCGACUACGAGAGCGCGGUGCUGCCUAACUCGGUAUACGUGCAGUACGACGCGCUGAGACUGGAGGUUAUGUAG